ACCCAACGAUGAAUUUUGAGAAACCAUCAGCUCGAGAAACUCAUUCCUUCCACAACACUUUGGGAAUUCUGCUGAAAGCAGUUGAAGGGCAUAAGACAACAGUCGACCUGAGGAAUGAGUCGUUUGUCCAUGGAACAGUGGAGCAAGCCGAUGGGUUUAUGAACGUUGUGAUGAAGGACUGUGUCUUCACGGACCCCAGAGGCGACAGAUUCCCCUUCGACACAUUUUUUGUGCAGGCCAGGAACAUUCGUUGUGUGCAUAUCCCCACAGACGUUCCAAUUAUUCCUGCUAUCAAACAUGGCCUUGAGUCUCUCCAUUCGAGUUUCGGGAAGGUGCGGCAGAAGAGGACCUUCAGGGAGAAGAGGCUCAAGGAGAAGCUCGCGCAGGAUAAGGCCGCUUUGCAGGAGAUUUUAGUGGCGCAGGAACAGUCGAGUGACGUAGGGCAAUAGAAUAGGGACAUGUACUUCCAGAGAUGCAUAUUUUUGUAAAAGCGUUGGACCAAAUACACAAUUAUCAGAAUAAAA
Diachasmimorpha longicaudata is the source of this 524-nucleotide messenger RNA. RefSeq names its product U7 snRNA-associated Sm-like protein LSm10 (gene Lsm10). Gene Ontology annotation, molecular function: U7 snRNA binding; histone pre-mRNA DCP binding. NCBI's taxonomy places the organism in Eukaryota, Metazoa, Arthropoda, Insecta, Hymenoptera, Braconidae. The transcript is spliced from 3 exons. The record is from RefSeq and is a predicted model, not a curated record. Gene Ontology annotation, cellular component: cytoplasmic U snRNP body; nuclear body. The coding region runs from base 9 to 449 and encodes 146 amino acids. Gene Ontology annotation, biological process: mRNA 3'-end processing by stem-loop binding and cleavage.